Molecule: messenger RNA, 1294 nt
Organism: Leptosia nina
Lineage: Eukaryota; Metazoa; Arthropoda; Insecta; Lepidoptera; Pieridae
Source: the annotation of a GenBank genome assembly
GAAUGACCCCAGAAUAAAAUCGAGAAAGCCGACGGAACAUAACAGGCGAUCUAAAGACGGUUAUACUAAACAGAGACGGCCUGUGAGGCAUAAUCAUGAAGAAAUUAAAAGGAAAUUGACUGCAAAAAAUUCAUCCCUAAUUCCCGCGGCUGUGUUUAAAGCACGUUCUGGUUCGGCCGAUUUAAAUGUUUCUUGGCCAAAAGUGGCACCACGCUUUAGAGCGAAGAAAUCAUCAGCUCGCAUGACACAAAUGAUGUUACAAGAAGCUGAAGAGACGAGCCCUCGUUAUGUGCCACUAAAUGAAGAUGAUCUGACAGAAGAAUUAAGCCCUUAUGCUAUUAAGGAGCAGCUAACUCGCAUCUCGUCCAAGUUUCCCAAUACAAAUAUAAGCGUCGAGGUCAUAGGCCGCACAGUGGAGUAUAACGACAUAGUCAUGCUGAGAAUCAGCGAAUUAUCCGACUUACAACGACAUUUCCGAGCGGAGGACGACAAAUAUGCUGACGAAUGGCCCCAAAAGAAAAUAGUCCUUAUUGUCCAUGGCCUAAGUGUCAUGGGUCUAUCGAGUUUACAAUGCUUAUCGGCUGAGAAGGAUUUUGCGAAACUAUUAUCGUUCUAUUUGGCGCAUUUAGAUAACUUCGACAUAUUCCUCAUUCCGUUGGCCAACCCUGACGGCUUUGGAAGGUCACAAUAUGACAGGUUUUGGAACAAAAAUAUGUCCCCACAAAAUGCCUGUCCCGGCGUCAACGUGGAUCGUAAUUUCGACGUAGCCUGGAACGGCUUACACGUAAUCUCGUCUUGCAGCCAGCAAUACCCUGGCACCACGCCCUUCUCCGAAACAGAAUCCAGAGCUAUCAGAGAUGUCUUUCAUAAGUACAGCCACAAAAUUGUGGCUUAUUUUCACGUGCAUGCCGGUUCAUAUGAUGAUUCUGUUUAUAAAGGAGAAGCAGUGCUAUACCCCAAAGGCUUUUCCGAAGUCCAAUCUGAUGAUGAUAAAUAUAUAGAUCUUCGAGGAGAAAUAGAUGAAGCGAUGCGCAAUGCCAGCUUCCAGACGAUCUCGGUGGCCGUAGUGAGUUUGUAUAAUUGGUACGGAAAGGUUUUUGGAACAAGUGUGGACUAUGCUGCUACGAUCUAUGGCAUACCAUACUCUAUGGAGUUAGUGAUGCAGCUUUACGAGGACUAUUACUUCGAUACGGAUGAGAAGUUCUCAGAAGCAGCUCUCGACGAAAUCUGGAGUCGAGUAAUCGAUGUCAUAUUUAAAAACAUAUGGAAGAACACGCAAUCCACAGACCCAUAA